AUGUCUGAGACCGAUGCCCCCGCUCCCGCGCCCGGGAGGAGGCGUCUGCAGCUGAAGCCCAGGGAUCCAGAAGCAGCAGCCAAGUUGGAGGCCGAGAGGCAGGCACACUUGAGUGCCAAGAACCCGUUUGGCGCCGCCAAGCCGCGUGAGGCUGUGAUUGCCGAGAAGCUUGGCAAGACUGAGGAGGAGGUGCUGAAGGAGGAGGUCACCAAGGAGAAGCUGCACCUGCGCCUGAGCGGCGCCCAGCUUGAGGAGAAGCGGGAGGCGGAGGGGGCGGUGCAGGACCUGCAGGAGCAGCUGGAGCUGGAGGGGGAUGAGGGCAAGCGCGCUGAGCUGGCGGCUGAGCUGGCGGCACGCCAGGGAAAGCUGGAUGAGAUGAUGGACAAGUUUGCGAAAGCGACGCUGGAGACUGCACUGUCCGGCGGCGCGCCCCGCGUGUCCCAGAUCCGCCAGCAGCAGCAGCUCCAGGCGGAGGCGGCCGGCGGAGGCGGCGGCGGCGCCUACGGCCAGCGCUACGGCGGCGGCCAGCCCUACGGCGGCGCCGCCGGCGCCGGCGGCAGCUUCGGCGGCAGGGAGUUCAAUGACGGCGGGUUUGGCGGGCGGGGCGGCGGCGGCGGGCGCGGCGGCGGCGGCGGCGGCCGCGGCUUCACAAACUACCAGGACCGCGGAGGCUUUGCGGACAGCUACCAGCAGGGCUCAGACCGCCAGAACAGCGGAGGCUACGGCGGCCGGCGGUCGGGCGGCAGCCAGCGCCUGCCGGAGUGGGCACUGGAUGAUGCGUCUGCAGAUGCGGGGUUCUAUGACGCUCCCGCCGCCACCUCAGCCUUCAUCGCCAGCGGAGGCUACCCCAGCACCAGCCCCAGCGCCGGCUCGGGAUCCUUUGGCAGCGACAGCUUCGGGGGCGGCGGCGGCGGCGGCCGGGGCGGCGGCCGCGGCGGCGGCGGCCGCGGCGGCGGCGGCCGCGGCGGCCGCUCUUACGGCAACGGCGGCUUCGACGCCGGGUUCCCCGCGGGGCGGGGGCUGGGCGGGGAGUUUGAGUACACCGAGGGCGACAGCAGCUUUGGUACCGGCCAGGACCGCUUCUGA
This is a messenger RNA of Chlorella variabilis, 1086 nucleotides long. RefSeq lists its product as hypothetical. The coding region runs from base 1 to 1086 and encodes 361 amino acids. Lineage: Eukaryota; Viridiplantae; Chlorophyta; Trebouxiophyceae; Chlorellales; Chlorellaceae. The record is from RefSeq and is a predicted model, not a curated record. The transcript has 8 exons.